Cavia porcellus (domestic guinea pig) is the source of this 719-nucleotide messenger RNA. It is a transcript of the gene Cdc26, whose product is annotated as cell division cycle 26. The transcript has 3 exons. The record is from RefSeq and is a predicted model, not a curated record. Gene Ontology annotation, cellular component: anaphase-promoting complex. The coding region runs from base 206 to 463 and encodes 85 amino acids. Gene Ontology annotation, biological process: protein K11-linked ubiquitination; regulation of mitotic cell cycle; anaphase-promoting complex-dependent catabolic process. NCBI's taxonomy places the organism in Eukaryota, Metazoa, Chordata, Mammalia, Rodentia, Caviidae.
GCGAUUCUCAUGGCUGGGAAGUGAACUGAAAAGCAAACCGAGGGUCGUCAGGCCUACCGGAGCUUUCAGUUGUCCGAGGGAAGAGGGCUGUGUUGCCAUGGGAAUCCUUGUCCUGGACCCAAGAGUGCUGCCCUGGAGCUGUAGGAAGAAAGCUGUUCUCUAAGCUAGUAGUUUACUGGGUCUCACUGUUAGUGUUGACCUCAGUAUGCUGCGAAGAAAACCAACACGCCUGGAGCUGAAACUUGAUGACAUUGAAGAGUUCGAGAACAUUCGAAAGGACCUAGAGACCCGCAAGAAACAGAAGGAAGAUGUGGAUGUUGUAGGAGGCAAUGAUGGAGAAGGAGCCAUUGGGCUUGGCACUGACCCCAAAAGCCGGGAACAGAUGAUUAAUGAUCGGAUUGGUUAUAAACCGCAACCGAAGCCAAACAAUCGCUCAUCUCAAUUUGGAAGUUUUGAGUUUUAAAGAUGAAUUCCCUUGCAUGAGAGAGUCCUGGAAUGGAAUAAAAUGAUGGCAGAAAUACAAACCAGAUUUAGAGAACUGAGUACAUGCAGUGAAGCAGAUUCUUUUACUUCCUGCAGAGAAAGAUAAAUUCUGCAUGAAAUUACUGAUGUUCACCUUUCACACUAAGCUGGAAUCUGAACUCUGGUUUGUCUCUGGAAAAAUUUAUUCUGUGAAACAUCUGAUUUUUGUUUUUAAAAAUAAAUAUAUUUUUGGAAAA